CUGAAACUAUUGGAUAUUUGCAUUCUACUGUUUCCAAUAUAGUGAAGUGUUGGUUCAAAAAUCAUAUAGUACAUUAUAGUUUUCAUAAAGCAAAACGUGCAGUAUGAGCCUCCGGUGUAAAAAUAACAGUAUGAUGUAAAUUAAAAUGCAAUUAGGGGAGAAGAAAGUUAAACGCUGUAACUAAGAAGUUGUGUAAGAAAGGGUUUGGCCUAACAACACCUCACAAUAAUAAAUAAUAUACAGUCUUUUUGCUGAGUCAUGAUGAGUGAUAGGAGUAUAAUAUUUGGUUUCUCUGUGCAGGUUAUAUUAUUGUGAGGUUCAGUGAAGUUUCUUCGUAGUGUAUUUUAGUACUGAUGUAUUAAUGUUGUAGAACUAUAUGUAUUAUAGUAGUUUAUUGAAUGGCCAUAACUUUUCUGUUAAAUCGUCAGAUUUUAACGAAACAGCUGAAUUCAGUUCCAGCGCAUGCUCAGUAACAACCAAAGAGCUCGGCCAAUCCUGUGCGCGCAACAGUACAGCCAUAUUUGCAUCAGAUGCGUAUAAAUUUGAGCAUCCGGCCCUCUCUCCUGUCAUUCUUUUGAGAAACUCCAGAGAAAGAAAUCAUGCCUGAGUCUGCCAAGAUAGCAAAGAAGGGCUCCAAGAAAGCCGUGUCUAAAGCCACCAAGACCGGCAAGAAGAGGAGAAAGUCCAGGAAGGAGAGCUACGCCAUCUACGUGUACAAGGUGAUGAAGCAGGUGCACCCCGACACCGGCAUCUCCUCCAAGGCCAUGGGCAUCAUGAACUGCUUCGUGAGCGACAUCUUCGAGCGCAUCGCCGGGGAGGCCUCCCGUCUGGCUCACUACAACAAGCGCUCCACCAUCACCUCCAGGGAGAUCCAGACCGCAGUCCGCCUGCUGCUGCCCGGAGAGCUGGCCAAGCACGCCGUGUCCGAGGGCACCAAGGCUGUGACCAAGUACACCAGCUCCAAGUAAACCCGACAGACCCACAAACACAAUGGCUCUUUUAAGAGCCACCCACUUCAUCUGAGUGCUUUCCUUUGAAUUACCUUGUCUAAUAGAUGUGUUUUCAACCACCAUGUUCACAUGCCCCUACUCCUGGCUUAUAUUCUCCUUGUGUGUAUCCAUCCUGACGUGUUCUUUGUGUCACUGUUGCUGCUUAAACUCCUAUUUACUAUGUCCCCAUAGUGGUCAAUAAAGGUGCAUUUUAUCUUA
Molecule: messenger RNA, 1208 nt
Organism: Eleginops maclovinus (Patagonian blennie)
Lineage: Eukaryota; Metazoa; Chordata; Actinopteri; Perciformes; Eleginopidae
Product: histone H2B 1.2-like
Exons: 1
Coding region: 600-968 (122 amino acids)
Cellular component (GO): nucleosome
Molecular function (GO): protein heterodimerization activity; DNA binding; structural constituent of chromatin
Source: RefSeq, a predicted model, not a curated record